AUGGAUUCUAAGGAAAGCGAGCAGGCGAAGGAGAUCGUGGCAUCGACCCCAACAUCAUCGAGCACGAAUCCGAGUCCAGACCCAGACCAACCAACAUUCUACGACCCCAAGCCUUCACGUAAGCCACCGCCGCAACAUGGCAAAACCGCAACUGGAGCACCUGUCAAUCCGCAGACUGCUUCUGCGCUCGCACAAUCGCGUCACAAAGGCAGUGGCGUCCCGGCAUCAACCCUCGCCGCCCUCAUGGCAGAGCCCGAGCCUGAGCCGGAGAACAAAGAGAAGAGAUCGCUGCGCGAGCGGUGGAAAGAAUGGAAGGAGAGAAAAUCGUAUGACAAGAAGGACGAAGAAUCGGUAUGGCAGGUGCGCGGAAGCUCCACGCAAUGGAAUGUUUUUGGUUCACCUGUGAGCGAGGGGAAGAUAGAGAAGGGUAGGAGUUGGAAAUAA
Molecule: messenger RNA, 444 nt
Organism: Alternaria incomplexa
Lineage: Eukaryota; Fungi; Ascomycota; Dothideomycetes; Pleosporales; Pleosporaceae
Exons: 1
Coding region: 1-444 (147 amino acids)
Source: RefSeq, a predicted model, not a curated record